CACAAGAAAACCUCCCAAGUAAUCCUUUUCUCCUAGCCUUCGAAUUCCUUAUCAUUUCUUUUGGCAUUGUUUCUUCGCUUGGAAUUAUUUUCAAGCACUGUUAGUCCGGCUUUAAGCAAUGGAGAGAGUGACAAAGUUGGCAUCUGAGAAGCCGGUGGUGAUCUUCAGCAAGAGCUCUUGCUGCAUGUGCCACACCAUCAAGACCCUUUUCUAUGACUUUGGGGUGAACCCCGCGGUCCACGAGCUGGAUGAGAUCGCUAGAGGGCGUGAAAUCGAGCAAGCCCUCUCGAGGCUCGGUUGCAGCCCUUCCGUGCCAGCCGUGUUCGUUGGUGGUGAACUUGUUGGUGGAGCCAAUGAGGUCAUGAGUCUUCACCUUAAUCGAUCCUUAAUCCCAAUGCUUAGACGAGUUGGAGCCCUUUGGGUUUAAGUCAAAAUCUCAUUAACUUGCGUGUCAAGCCUACUAAUAAGCAUGUGACUAUAUAUAUAUAUAUAUAUAUAUAGUCACAGUAAUUAGAUAUAUAAUCAUGAGAGUGUAGGUUUCUAAGUCUAAUUAUUAGUCUAAUGCAAAAUGGAGUGUACUUUAUAUGAUCUUACUGCUAAUUAAUGAGUCGACUUAGAGUGUAUGUUAUCUUUUUGGUACUGUAUCAAUAUGCUUUUUGAGUAAUAAAAGUUAAGAGUUAG
Messenger RNA from Theobroma umbraticum, 681 nucleotides. Its product is annotated as Thioredoxin superfamily protein. The record is from RefSeq and is a predicted model, not a curated record. Lineage: Eukaryota; Viridiplantae; Streptophyta; Magnoliopsida; Malvales; Malvaceae.